This is a messenger RNA of Oncorhynchus mykiss (rainbow trout), 4735 nucleotides long. The record is from RefSeq and is a predicted model, not a curated record. Lineage: Eukaryota; Metazoa; Chordata; Actinopteri; Salmoniformes; Salmonidae.
GUUUUGGCGUGACGUCACACAACAUCAUGGCGGCGUACGUGCUGAACACAAACACCGCACACUUUUACCCACGAAGAUAAGCAAUCGGAUAAUGACAAACGAUUCGAUUUGCGUUUAAAUGGUCAAGUCAAAUGAUGAACAAGAAAACUGACGGCGAAAUAUGCCAAAUCCAAGAAAGCACGAUCAUAACACUGGCUCAAAUGACUUAAGUGAAAUCUGGAGUCAUGGUUCCACAUUUUCACAAAAAAGGCUGAGAACAAACAAAUCGGGUAAAAGUCAGAAACUGACACCCCAAUCUUCACCUUCUGUCAGGAAGUCACCACAUACUCGUUCUAAAGAUCUGGAGACCCCCAAACGACGAGCGAGGGGCAGAUACACGGGUUUAAACAACACUGCUGAUUCCCCCGGGGAUGGAGAUAUUUUACAAGACAUCAUAUGGGACCCGGCAUCACCGACUCCUGCUAGAAGUGGCGAAGGGCCCGGCAACACCAGAGUUGUUGAGAUAUCAGACAUUGUCAAUCGGAUCGCCCCUAAGGAUGCCCAGCAUGUCUCUGUGGAUAGUCCUCUGCUCCAGUGGAUUGGGGACAGUGCUGUCCCAUGUACCCCAGAGGUACGCCCGCCCAAAGCAAGGAAGAGAUCCACUCGGAAAAGCUCAGUGGAGGACUUGAUGCAGCUGGCCAGGCAGUUUGACAUCAACAUGCACCAGCAGGACCGAGAGAAGAGGAGCGCUGAACACACAAACAAUACCAUAAACAACAACCGCUACGGGGAGGAACCCAAGGGCCCGACGACAAUGUCGUCAUCAGCCCAGCAGGUAGAGGCGGAGCUUAACGCUCUGUUCGACGGGCCGACGCAGCGAGUCACCGGACGGCUCAGCCAAGGGUCGACCGCCUCCACCUGUCCUCAGGAGGUCAAGGUUCAAGUUGAGGUCAGCCGUCUCACUGCCGAUGACCUCGUCAAAGAGUCGGAGUUCAAGCCUGGCGGGGGAAGCACGUCUGGUUCAUCGGCUCGUACUGGUAAAGAGGAAGUGGGACAGUGGAACGCCAUGACGACUGUGGCGAAAGACGAGGACUUUGACUGGGAGGAUGAUGACCUUCUCAGUGACCCUAUCGUGUUGGAGAUGACCCAGAAUCCCGAGGGGCUGAAAACGCUGUCCCCCAAACCCAGCAGCUCACUGACUCUGAGCACUGACAGAGACCACACACAGCUGCUGACAGAUACAGAGAAGACCCUACCACCCUCCUCUACUACCUCUAAUCCUAUCAGCCUGCCCUCUCACUCUGUCUGGAAGGGGACAAGCACACACCUUCAACCCUCAAACAGAGGUGGCCUCACUGGGCCAUGUCCUAAACCCAAGCCCACCAGCAGAAGCACUUUCCUGCUGGAGCCCAACCUUUGUUUCCAGGUGAAUAUGGCUCCGACAACCAAAGAAGCACUCAGACCGUUCCUCACUGUUGGAGAGGCCCAGCCUGAGAGACCCAGGCCCGGCGUGUCUGCGGCUGUGGGGAGUAGGGGCCCCAGUAGAGACUCUGCAGAAGGGAAGGCUGAUGGGGUGAGCACAGCCACAACUCCAACCUCACGUGGAACCACAGCCCCAGACUCCGCUUUCAAAGACCUCUCAGAGGAGGACCUCCAGUCCCUGUUUGACUCUGAGUUGCUUUGGAACGACGACGAAGGUGACGAUGACGAACUGCUGUAUCAGGUGUGUGACGACAUGGAGAGGAUCUCCAACAGUCAGCACCUGUCCAAGGAGGCCUCCGUAACCACGGAUACCACUGAGGUCCGCUUCCAAGAGAGCAAACCGAAAGCUCCUCCAUCCGCCCCUCUGGCUGCAACGAGAGAGGGGACUGUGACUAUGGAUACGGCUGUAGGUGGUCCUAGCAGUAAACAGUCAACCACCUGCACGUCUGGCCGCUCCAACUCAGUGAGAGAGGGGACUGUGACUAUGGAUACGGCUGUAGGUGGUCCUAGCAGUAAACAGUCAACCACCUGCACAUCUGGCCGCUCCAACUCAGUGAGAGAGGGGUCUAUGACUAUGGAUAGGGCUGUAGGUGGUCCUAGCAGUAAACAGUCAACCACCUGCACCUCUGGCCGCUCCAACUCAGCACCAGGAGAUGGGAGCAGCACCCCUGUGCACUUUCAGAGAUGGAACAUUCCAGCGAAAGCAGGAAAUGUUUGGGUCGGACAUCAUACAGUCACGUCCCAGAACCAUCUAGGCAGCGGGGAGGGUCUGGGCAAGUUUACCCAGCUGAAGGGUGCUCCAGGCUGUGGAACAUUUGGCCUAGGAUCCCUUGGAGUUAGAACCUUCCAAGCGGAGAACUCAAAGUCAGUCAUGCCACGGACAGUGUCGGCGAGAACCCUCCCAAACUCAAAUUCCCAUCAUGCGUCAUCGUUCAAGAGACAUCUGUCGGACUCGGCCGCCAUCGGCAACAAAGUGUUUGUCAACAGUCAGAUGACGGGGAGAUGCACGGAGGAGGAGAUUGAGAGGAAGAAGCAGGAGGCCAUAGCCAGAAGAAGGACCAGAGAAACUUCCCUAAAAGCAGGGGGACUUCCUCUGUGACUCAACACUGGGACACUAGAUUAAUACACAGUAAACCACAAUACCUGUAGAAUAGCUAUCCUAUGCUAGGUAGGUAGCAUAAACAUGUAUCACGGUGUCUUCACAGAACACUGUCGGCGCUACUAGAACGGUUUAGCGUUACGGAGCUAUACUGCUUGAGACACACUCACUCACUCACUCACUCACUCACUCACUCACUCACUUGAGAGCUGCUACACUUUUUUUAGUUGCUAAUAUUCUCACUGUUGUUCUUUCUGGAGGUCACUGAGAAGUUGAGUAGAAUAUACAACAGCAACACUGUAUCAGGAGUCACAGCAACCGGUUGGCUUGUCAAUGCCUUUACAGCACCUCAAAGGGAGAUUUGUGUCACUUUUGUUGUUGUUGUUGUUGUUGUUUACACGUCUGUUGACAUUCCAAGUAGAUAAUGAGUCGUCUUGAUGAGCAAUGUGGAGAUCUUGUUCUACUGUCUUCCGAUAGUAUCUCUCAGAUAAACUAUAGGUCCACAACUCACCUUGUUGCUGCAACAUUAUAGUACAUUAUCGUUACACUGCAUGUGGUAUAUUAGUGCCUUGUGUUCUGCACCUUUACCCAGAAAUGAGAAUAACUCCAACACUAAGCAGGUUUCCAUCCAAACUCUUUAUGUGAGUCGGGAAAGAAAAUGUCACCACAGACCUGAUGGAAACGGCAAAUUUGUCAGUGAACUUGUCCAAAUGUCGACAAAACAAUAUAUGCUAGACAAGAUGGGAUAUGAGAUGGGUGGUAAAAGUCUAAAGUGAUGAUGCUCCUUACCAUUCAAUAUCAAGGGCUUUAUUCUGGUGACCUGAUGAUGCCCCUUACCAUUCAAUAUCAAGGGCUUUAUUCUGGUGACAUGAUGAUCGAUGCUUCCCUGCCGUUUGACAAAUAAGAAAAAAAGAUUUAUAUUUUGCCCGUAAUAAUCUCAUCAUGUAGGCUAUAGGCCUACCCACAUCUGUGAGCUGCGUGUCAAAACCAGAGUGGGGCACAUUUGCUAUACAACGCAAUUUGUAGUGACAAAGUCAUCAGUAGAGUUGAAAAUGUUAACUAGGCAAGUUCCAGAACAAAUUCUUAUUUACAAUGCCGGUCAAACCCAGAUGACUCUGUGCCAAUUGUGCUCCACCCUAUGGGACUCCCAAUCACGGCCGGAUGUGAUACAGCCCGGAUUCGAACCAGGUGAACCAGUGACGCCUCUUGCACUGAGAUGCAGUGUCUCAGACCGCUGCGCCACUCGGGAGCCCAAAUGCAAUGGAAGCCCAUUUAACUUUAUUUGUAUUCUUUAUUCAGCGCGUGUGAGAAUUUAACGACAAAAGUUAUUUUUUAUGUGCGCUCUGCCAUCACACACAGACUUUUAUCCAGUGUGAUGGAAACUCGUCUCUGGUGGGGAAAUGUCCAUGUUUCUUCUGAUUGUUUUGAAUAGUCCCAUAAACACCUGUCGCCAAUUGGAAGGAAACCUAUCUAAAAAGCUUUCAAUAAAGGUUGGAAUCCUGGCAUGUCACAUGGUGAUGUAUAAGACUAGGAGGAAGUGGUUCUGUAUCUACUUCUGUUAUCUCAAUGGGUCCAUUGUAUCAGUCAAGUCUCAGUGACUGUAGAGACAGGUUAUGACCUGGAGAGAGGUGGAGCUGUGUAUCUCCCAUCAGAUUAGUUUUUACUGUCUUUAUGUACCAGAGAUGACCAGUUAUACCUAAAAAACGACUGUGUUGACCAAAACCACCUGGCAUAUACUGUUUCAUCAAAAUGUUCAUUCAGAUUCUGUAAUCAAAGAUGAUCAAAAGCAGUGUGUUUAGAGAGAGACUGCAGCUCGGCUGUGAAUCAAGACGGCGUGAUGUUAUGUUGAAGAACUUUUACGACUUUAUUAAAACCCAAUGUGUUAGAAAAGAAAGUUGAUUUUUCCUUUCAUUUUUACUUGAAUAUGUCACUACUGACUAGAUUAGACUUUUUCACCAUCUUGUUUUUUAAUUUUUUAAUUUAUGCAUUUUAUUUUUCUUUGCGUUGUCAUAGUUACCUUGUUUUUUUUAUUUUUCUUACAGUGGUCCAUAUUUACACAGGUCACAGUGAUAUGAACAGAAAGACCACAGUAUCAUGCCACUUAUACAAUAUUACUAGAUGGUGUUAUUCAUUCUGAGUCAAAACCACCAUUAAACUAUCAUCAAAACCAUGCUA